This is a messenger RNA of Prunus armeniaca (apricot), 411 nucleotides long. Lineage: Eukaryota; Viridiplantae; Streptophyta; Magnoliopsida; Rosales; Rosaceae. The record is from the annotation of a GenBank genome assembly.
AUGGCCCGUACAAAGCAGACUGCUCGCAAGUCCACCGGAGGCAAGGCUCCAAGGAAGCAACUUGCCACCAAGGCUGCUCGUAAAUCAGCCCCAACCACCGGAGGCGUGAAGAAGCCUCACAGAUACCGCCCUGGAACUGUUGCCCUCCGUGAAAUCCGCAAGUACCAGAAGAGCACAGAGCUGCUGAUCAGGAAGCUCCCAUUCCAGAGGCUGGUUCGUGAAAUUGCCCAGGACUUCAAAACCGAUUUGCGUUUCCAGAGCCAUGCUGUUUUGGCCCUGCAGGAGGCUGCCGAGGCAUACCUUGUUGGGUUGUUUGAGGACACAAACCUCUGUGCCAUUCAUGCCAAGCGCGUUACAAUCAUGCCCAAGGACAUCCAACUUGCCAGGAGAAUUCGAGGCGAGAGGGCUUAA